Populus trichocarpa (black cottonwood) is the source of this 490-nucleotide messenger RNA. RefSeq names its product photosystem II 5 kDa protein, chloroplastic. The transcript has a single exon. Lineage: Eukaryota; Viridiplantae; Streptophyta; Magnoliopsida; Malpighiales; Salicaceae. Bases 21 to 338 code for a protein of 105 amino acids. The record is from RefSeq and is a predicted model, not a curated record.
AAAGAACUUGCAGAGCAGAGAUGGCAUCCAUGACCAUGACAGCCUCAUUCCUAGCUGGUUCAACCAUGGCGAAACAGCCUUUGACAACCCCGCGCAGAGGGCUCAUUGUGGCCAAGGCCUCAAGAACCACAGAGGGAGUCAACGUGGAGAUGAAGAACAAAGAAGAGAGUAGCAGUGGGAGGAGGGAUUUGAUGUUUGCAGCUGCAGCUGCUGCGGCCUACUCCAUUGCCAGAGUCGCCAUCGCUGAUGAAGAACCUGAGCGAGGGACCCCAGAAGCUAAGAAGAAGUAUGCUCCUAUUUGUGUCACAAUGCCAACUGCUCGCAUCUGCCGCAAGUGACAAUUUGAUGUUUUAUUUUAUGCUCGUUGAUGUUUGGAUUAUGAAUGUAAUGUAAAAGUCGCACUCACUUGUAUGCUUUUAUUGGAGAAGUCUCCUCCUUUCAAACCUCCUCUUCUCCAUCUAUGUUUCAUUUUAUAGAACCCAAUUCCUCA